Messenger RNA from Rattus norvegicus (Norway rat), 4017 nucleotides. NCBI's taxonomy places the organism in Eukaryota, Metazoa, Chordata, Mammalia, Rodentia, Muridae. The record is from RefSeq and is a predicted model, not a curated record.
GUAAGAGUUCGGGAAAACUCCUACUGGCUGGCCUGGAGAGGCGGAGCCGGAGGGGCCGCCCGCCCGGAAGCGCGCCGGCGGGAAGACAGUGUGGAGCGCGCCUAGACUGGCGGGGAGAUCGGCGUGGCAGGUACUCAAUGGGAGGCGGGAAGUUUGUUCCAGAGGCGGGACCAAAGCGACUCCACACCUACUGAGACCCUCUCUGCGUUCCCCAUUUGACAGAGGUGUGAAUUGGGAAUUGUGGCUCAAGUGCUUCUGCUAGAGAUCGCGAUUUGAGAUCCUAGCUCAAGAACCGCAAAGUCCUCUUGGUUCCCCUUCGCACUGUUUACUGACCCUCUCGGGCACAGUGACGCCUGCAGUGGAGGAGGGUCAUGGGUUUUCCCCAAACAUUUGGGUAUGAAGGUAAAAAGUGGGUCCCUAUUACAAGAGUCCUGUAGGUGGGGUCAGCGGUCACAUGGUCAGAUUCCAGAAUUGAGGUAGGAAACAAUUCUUAUCCUUGGUCUAGCAGGAUUCUCCAAGCUAUGCUGUUCACAGAGUCACCCUGUCUGGUGCCCUUCCCAGGCAGAAGAAUCCAGCCCAGAUGCAAGCCCUAGGGCUGCAGUGACCACUCCACUCUGCCCCUCUCGUGCCCUGGGUUCUCGGGCUGGUGGUUUUAAGAGCUCCCCGGUUUCCAAACAGUUAUUUUUUGCUCUGACCUGGAAGAGGAGCCUGUCUCCUACAGCCUACUCCUCCCCCUGCUUCUCCAGCUUCCAUCAGCCUUGCCUAGGCAGGCUUGCUUGACAAGCUAGGACAUGUCUGGUCCCCGAGGACCUUCUGUGGGUGAUGGCUGCAGUGUUGGAGGGGCCGAAGCCAGAGGAAACUGCAGCUGCUGCAGAGGAUGCUGCAAGACCCACAGUGGAGGCUGUGGCUUCCAGGCCCGGAGUACCUAUUCUCCUGGCUGGGAACCAGUUGAAUCUGGACCUACGCCCUGGGGGCUGCCGUCGGCUGCAGUACCUGUGUUCCCAGCAGCACACACAGCUGCUGCAAGUGGAGUUUUUGCGGCUCAGCACCCACGAGGACCCUCGACUGCUAGAUGACACCCUAGCCAAGGUUCCGUGGAGUCUACUGCGCCUUCGCUCCCUGGUCCUCAAAGGUGGCCAGAGUCGGGGUGCCCUGGGUGCUUGCCUCCAUGGUACCCUAACCACUCUGCCUGCUAGCAUGAGAGACUUAGCCUGCCUGGCCCACCUAGACCUGAGCUUCAACAGGCUGGAGACACUGCCGACCUGUGUCCUGGAACUGCACAGCUUGGAUGCCUUGCUGCUUUCUCACAACUGUCUCUCAGAGCUGCCAGAGGCCCUGGGGGCACUGCCUACCCUCACCUUCCUCACUGUGACACACAACCUCCUGGAAAGACUACCCCCAACACUGGGGUCCCUGUCCACCCUUCAGCGUCUUGAUCUCUCCGAGAACCUUCUAGACACCAUCCCGUCUGAGAUUGGAGACCUGAGCAGCCUCAGGGAGCUCAAUCUGGCCUCCAACCGGCUGCAGCAUCUCCCAGCUUCCCUUGCGGGGCUGCGGUCCCUGCGGCUCCUUGUUCUGCACAGCAACCUCUUGACCUCGGUGCCCCCUGGCUUGGCCCACCUGCCACUGAUCACUCGGCUUGACCUGAGGGACAACCAGCUCAGAGACCUACCUGCCGAGCUACUAGACGCUCCCUUUGUGCGCCUGCAGGGGAACCCUCUGGGCGAGGCCUCUCCUGCACCCCCAAGUCCCCCAGACAUUUCCCAGGUUCCAGAAAUGCCCAGGCUAUUCCUGACCUCAGACUUGGACAGCUUCCUUGUGACUCCCCAUGGCUGUUCUGUGACCCUGGCCUGUGGUGUCCGCCUACAGUUCCCAGCAGGAGCCACCACCACACCUAUCACCAUCCACUAUCGACUGUGGUUGCCUGAGCCAGGCCUAGUCUCUCUGGGACCUCAUGACUUCCUGCUUAGUGGUGUCCUGGAGCUGCAGCCUCAUGGGGUGGCUUUCCAGCAGAAUGUGAGCUUAUGGCUGCUCUUUGUCCCCCCACGAGUCCGAGUCCGUCGUUGCCGUGAGGUAGUUGUGAGAACACGGAGUGACAACAUCUGGAAUGACCUAGAGACCCACCUGGAGGAAGAGGCCCCCAAGAGGCGUUGGGCUCGCUGCCAGGUGCCCCACUUCUCCUGGUUCCUGGUCGUUUUACGCCCAGUAUCCAACACCUGCCUAUUACCACCAGAGGGAGCACUUCUGUGCUCCUCAGGUCAUCCUGGGGUCAAAGUCACUUUUCCCCCUGGGGUCACAGAAGAGCCCCGGCAAGUCUCCAUGCAGGUAGUGCAUAUGGCUGGACUAGAGCUGAGAGCCCUUCUGGAAGAGUCAGAGGCGGCAGUGAGCCCCUUGCUGUGCCUUUCCCAGAGCGGACCCCCCAGCUUCCUACAACCUGUCACUGUGCAGUUGCCCUUGCCCCCCGGUGUUACAGGCUUCAGUCUGGACCGCUCCCACUUACAUCUGCUCUACCGAACACCCCUGACAAGCACCUGGGAUGACAUCAGCACUCAGGUGGCACUGGAAUUCACCCACCUGUACGCACGCUUCCAGGUCACACACUUCUCCUGGUACUGGCUCUGGUAUACCACCAAAACCUGCGUGGGGGGCCUGGCCCGGAAGGCCUGGGAACGGCUGCGGCUGCACCGUGUAAACCUCAUUGCACUGCAGAGGCGCCGAGACCCGGAGCAGGUCCUGCUGCAGUGCCUGCCCCGGAGCAAGGUAGAUGCCACCCUGAGCCGGCUGCUGGAUCGGUACCGUGGCCCGGAACCCUCUGAGACUGUGGAGAUGUUUGAGGACCGUCCAGACUGUGUGGAUGGCAGAAUCUGUUUUGUCUUCUAUUCACACCUGAAGAAUAUGAAGGAGGUAUACAUUACCACAGCCUUGGACCGUGAAGCUCAGGAUGUUCGAGGACAGGUGUCCUUUUAUCGGGGUUCACUUCCCAUGGAGGUGCCUGAAGAGGCAGAGGCUGCCCGGCGGAGGAAGGGCACAGAUGCAUUGUGGAUGGCCACCUUGCCCAUCAAGCUACCGAGACUCCGGGGGGCCCAGGGGAGUGGGCAGGGAACUGACUUCUCCUUGAUGCCUCUGAACCUGGGUGAUGCAGAAACUGGAUUCCUGACUCAGAGCAACCUGCUGAGUGUGGCCUCACGCCUUGGUUCUGACUGGCCGACUGUGGCCCUGCACCUAGGCAUGCCCUACCGUAAGCUUCAGCGUAUCCGACAUGAAUUCAGGGAUGACCUGGAUGGGCAGAUCCGCCACAUGCUCUUCUCUUGGGCUGAGAGCCAGACUGGACAGCCUGGAGCUGUGGGACACCUGGUGCAGGCCUUGGAGCAGAGUGACCGGCAGGAUGUGGCUGAAGAGGUGCGUGCCAUCUUGGAACUUGGCCGUCACAAGUACCAGGACAGCAUUCGGCGCACAGGGCUGGCCCCUGAGGAUUCCACUCUGCCUAGCACCUCAGCUUUACAGAACCCAGAGUCUGCACAGGCCUAGGCUUACAGACUUAAGAUAGCCUUAAACUUGACUUGGCCAGUGGGCAGAGCCCUAUCCUUCUACCUCGCCUGUGUGGUACAGUGCACCAGCACACAAAAACCCUCCACUGUCUAGGCCAAGCUAGCCUCCAACUCUCAAUGAGUACGUCUCAGAGAUUGUUUUACUUAAAGAACAGAGAGUGGGUUGUCUAAGUGAUCUGAAGCCUGGUCCCUGUGUGUGCCUAUGCUUGCCACCAUGUCAGGUCCUCCUGCUAAGAUGGGGGCAGAGAGAGUCUGGAGAGAGGGCUCAGCUGUUAACAGCAUUGGCUGCUCCUUCAGGGAACCCAGUUUCAGUUCCCAUUACCUCCAUGAUGACUCGUGACAGUCUGUGACUCCAGUUUGGAUAGAUCAACACCUUCCUCUGGCCUCCACAGACACCAGGCACACGUGGUGUGCCGACAUACAGGCAGGCAAAACAUCCAUACAUAUAAAAUAAAAGCUAUUUAUUGUG